Myxocyprinus asiaticus (Chinese sucker) is the source of this 3301-nucleotide messenger RNA. RefSeq names its product serine/threonine-protein phosphatase 2A 55 kDa regulatory subunit B beta isoform. The transcript is spliced from 10 exons. The record is from RefSeq and is a predicted model, not a curated record. Gene Ontology annotation, molecular function: protein phosphatase regulator activity; protein binding. NCBI's taxonomy places the organism in Eukaryota, Metazoa, Chordata, Actinopteri, Cypriniformes, Catostomidae. Gene Ontology annotation, cellular component: protein phosphatase type 2A complex; cytosol. The coding region runs from base 640 to 2124 and encodes 494 amino acids. Gene Ontology annotation, biological process: peptidyl-serine dephosphorylation.
AUUAGCAUAAUUUAACAAGUUCUGAUGGACCAUCACACGUCGCAUCAUGAGCCAGACUUAAGUCAUCACAACAAGUGGUCUCCGCCAGCACAUUUGCGCACACUCUGGAGUGAUGCUGACGCAGGUGUACAGAGGCGAGCUGUCGGGGAGGAGUCAUCACGUCACGCGCCCUGUAGCGCAAGUCUCUCUCUCGCGCGCGCACACAACCGAUGCGGCGUGUUGACAGGAGCGUUCGCGUGAGCAGUUCACUCAGCGAGCUCUGUAUGCCGGUAGUCUGUGAGGCAGCAUCGCCGGUCACGUCUGACGCUCCUCAGUCGCUGAAUGACAGUUGAUUUCCAAGUAUGAAUUUGGACUCGGCUUGUUGAUGUAUUCUUGGAUGACGCCCGUUCAACUUGAAAUGACCGCAGACAGCCACGCCUUUUGACACUGCGAACCGGCACCGACUUUCUACCGUCUUUCAGUCCUAUUAUUGUUCAUUUAUUCGAGGAUUUAAGUGCGACUGCUGUUUAAUAUCCGUUUACACCAUGACGCCGGUGCGCGCGUAUCUCGCGCGGCGGACUCUGAGCUGAACGCACGAGCGCGGAUCAUGGAUUGCGCGUUCUCUUGCUGCGUUUCUCACUGUAAUCAGCGCCUUUCUCAAUGGAUGAGGAAAUAGACACCCGCAAGAUCAACAACAGCUUCCUCCGAGACCACAACUAUGCAACUGAAGCUGACAUCAUAUCCACGGUUGAGUUCAACUCUACAGGAGAGCUCCUGGCCACUGGGGACAAAGGCGGACGAGUGGUGGUCUUCCAGAGAGAACAGGAGAUGCUUCCCAAGGUGAGAACUGACCCUGAAGGUUUGCAUGGACUGAUCGGUGUUGAGAUAUUCCUUUUAAACCCAGACCACCUUUGUGCCUUGAGAUCGGAACCUGCCUCACUUACAUUUUACAGCCUCCAGGAACAAAGAAAAUGGAAAAAUAGUAAGAACCAGCCUCACCGUCGGGGGGAGUACAAUGUUUACAGCACCUUUCAGAGCCACGAGCCUGAGUUCGACUACUUGAAAAGCCUGGAGAUCGAGGAGAAGAUAAAUAAAAUCCGCUGGCUGCCUCAACAGAAUGCCGCCUAUUUCCUCCUCUCCACCAAUGAUAAAACUGUGAAGCUAUGGAAAAUCAGUGAGAGAGAUAAGCGACCAGAGGGCUACAAUCUGAAGGAUGAUGAUGGAAGGAUACGGGACCCCACCACCAUCACAGCUCUAAAGGUGCCUGUGUUGAGGCCCAUGGAUCUGAUGGUGGAGGCAACACCUCGUCGCAUUUUUUCUAAUGCACACACCUAUCACAUCAACUCCAUCUCGGUCAACAGCGACUACGAGACAUAUAUGUCCACAGAUGACCUGAGAAUCAACCUGUGGAACUUGGAGAUCACGAACCGAAGCUUCAAUAUUGUGGACAUUAAGCCAGCCAACAUGGAAGAACUGACUGAGGUGAUCACAGCGGCGGAGUUUCACCCCAACCAGUGCAAUACUUUUGUCUAUAGUAGCAGUAAGGGCUCCAUAAGACUGUGCGACAUGAGAGCCUCCGCACUCUGUGACAACCACUCGAAGUUAUUUGAGGAACCAGAAGACCCCAGUAAUCGCUCCUUCUUCUCAGAGAUCAUUUCCUCAAUCUCAGACGUGAAGUUCAGCCACAGCGGACGCUAUAUGAUGACCCGUGACUACCUCACAGUGAAGGUGUGGGAUGUCAACAUGGAGAACAAACCUCUUGAAACUUACCAGGUCCAUGACUACCUUAGAAGUAAGCUAUGCUCUCUGUAUGAGAACGACUGCAUCUUCGACAAAUUUGAAUGUGUCUGGAAUGGGACUGACAGUGUCCUAAUGACAGGCUCCUACAACAACUUCUUCCGUAUGUUUGAUCGAAACACUAAGCGGGACGUGACUCUGGAGGCCUCGCGGGAGAACGGCAAACCCCGAGCCAUCCUCAAGCCACGCAAGGUUUGCGUUGGUGGCAAACGCCGCAAAGACGAGAUCAGUGUGGACAGCCUGGACUUCAGUAAGAAGAUCCUUCACACGGCUUGGCACCCCAAUGAGAACAUCAUCGCCGUUGCCGCCACCAACAACCUCUAUAUAUUUCAGGACAAGGUCAACUAGCAUGUAGCUAGCAAGUCUCCAGUAAUCAUAACGACAAAGGGACAGAAUGUGUGAUGGUUAGCCUCACUAUUAGUGGAGACUUGGGCUUCAAAAGAGGAACUUCUAGAUGAGCUUCACCUUUUACAGCAGACUGUUGGUACUGCACUAACAAAAUGUAAAACUUGAAGGUGCACCGCAAACCACGGACAAUGACACUGGCUUUUGGACUGCUUCCGUUUUUAAUUUUUCGCAUUUUCUCCCUUGCUGUAGUUUUUGUUGGGGAUGCAAAGCAAUACAGAGAGGAUUGUUUUACCUAUUAUUUUACUAAAGGCCCUUUCACAUGAGGGCUUCAAAGCAAGUGAAAUGCUUCACUUUGACCUCUACAUGAAAAUUGUUGCAGAAAGUGUACCCAGUAAAAACGAAUGAAAUGUAUUUGAGCUUAGAACAAAAAACAUCUGGCAAUUGUUACGAUACAUCGCUGAAGGAAAAAAAGGACAAACAAAUUUUCUUUAAAUGUCAAUAUGCCAGAUUUAGAUUUUCACGUCCAUGUAAUAUAUCAUGCAAAUUGUUUAGUAAUCAUUUGAUGCACUUUGAAUGAAUUGUCAGUUGAAACAGUAUGAGCUUUGAGUUGCAACUCUUCUGGGUAACACUCCAUUGAGGAGUUCAAUUAAUUGCGUAACAUUAAUGCAAGUCAUGUGAAAGGGCCUAAUAUGGAUAGUUCACCCAAAACUUAAAAUUCUGUCAUCAUUUACUCCCCCUUAUAUUGUUUCAAACCUGUUUGACUUUCUUACAUAGAUACAAAAUGAGAUGUUAGGCAAAAUGCUAGUCUCAGUCAACGUACACUUUUAUUGUAUGGGAAAAAAGAUGCAAUGAAAGUGAAUGGUGACAGACAACAUCUUUUGUAUUCUACGGAGGAAACGUUACAUGGGUUUGGAAGAAUGUGAGGUUAAGUAAAUGACAAUUUCAUUUUUUGGGUUGAACUAUAUUUUUAAGGUAGAGCGAGGAAAUGUUUUAACUGAAACAGUAUUCAGGCUAUGUCCGCUUGAUUCUGAUCUUGGCAGAACUGAGGAUGCUAUUGGCUAAUAGAAUUUGUUUCAUCAACUUUUCAACUUUCAGUUCUCAUUUUACUUCAUGGAGGUGCAUACAUCAUUUCGGAACCCAACUACUGUAUGGUUUGAUUGAUGCAACAAAGUGAUGG